AUGAGAGACAGGUGCCCUCCCGCGAAGCCUCGGCCCGGUCGCAGCAAGCACGUUCUGCUUCCCGGCCCGCGGGUUCCUUCAGAAGCCACUCCGCGCCUCACCUGGGACUCCCCCCGGCUCGGGGCCGCGAUGGAGCCCACGGCCGCCACCAAGUUCACUGGGCGCUUGCCGCUCCUGUUUCUGCUGCUGCGGCUGCUGCGCGGGAUCUCGGCGGCGCCCGCGGGGUUGGGCGUGGGCGCGACGCGCGGCGGCGGAGAGACAGAUGCUCUCUCGUUUUCCUACCAUUUCUCCAUCACAUCUCAGGCCAGGCCUGGACAACCAUGGUGUCAGAUUCAAGGCCAGAUCAAUGGCAAAACGUUUCUUUCCUAUGACUGUCAGACCAAGGAGUUCAAACCCAUUGGUCCUUGGGGGAUGAAGCUGAAGGACACAGCAUUUUGGCAGAAACAGGAGGAAACUGUGAAACUCCUGGUAGAAGAGCUCAGAAAGAAACUGCUGGACAUCAAAGUAGAGAAUUUCACUAAAAGCGGUUCUCUCACCAUGCAGGGCAGGCUCACAUGUGAGCGUGGGGCCGAUGGACACACCAGAGAAUCCUGGCAGUUUUCCUUCAAUGAGCCGAUAACCUACCUCUUUGACCCGAAGAAGAGAAAGUGGACAGUGGAUCAUUCUGGAGGCCAACAGGUUAAGGACAUGUUGGAUGGUGACAGAGAGCUGACCAAGCUGCUUGUGAGGACCUCAAACGGAGACUGUCAGAGCUGGCUGCAGCAAGUGUGGGAGCGCUGGGAUGAAACGCAGGAGACCACAGGAGCACCAGCCACAACCCUGCAUGUAGCUCUGGUCAAAGGCGCAGCCAUCAGGCUGAUCUCUUCUGUCUUCCUUGUGGUCCUCACGCACUCAAUCCUCCUUGUCAUUCAAGGCAUAGUCCUUUGAGUAACA
Messenger RNA from Enhydra lutris kenyoni (northern sea otter), 933 nucleotides. Its product is annotated as NKG2D ligand 2-like. The record is from RefSeq and is a predicted model, not a curated record. Gene Ontology annotation, biological process: positive regulation of T cell mediated cytotoxicity; antigen processing and presentation of endogenous peptide antigen via MHC class I via ER pathway, TAP-independent; immune response. Lineage: Eukaryota; Metazoa; Chordata; Mammalia; Carnivora; Mustelidae. Gene Ontology annotation, cellular component: external side of plasma membrane. The transcript has 4 exons. Bases 1 to 927 code for a protein of 308 amino acids.